Molecule: messenger RNA, 5388 nt
Organism: Siniperca chuatsi (mandarin fish)
Lineage: Eukaryota; Metazoa; Chordata; Actinopteri; Centrarchiformes; Sinipercidae
Gene: smo
Product: smoothened, frizzled class receptor
Exons: 12
Coding region: 645-3128 (827 amino acids)
Biological process (GO): positive regulation of smoothened signaling pathway; commissural neuron axon guidance; central nervous system development
Cellular component (GO): cilium; plasma membrane; dendrite
Molecular function (GO): transmembrane signaling receptor activity; patched binding
Source: RefSeq, a predicted model, not a curated record
UGCAUACCAGAAACAAAAAAACAACAACCGGACACUGAGCUGCAACUCGGGAACACAACACCUCAGAAAGCUCUCACCAGACACCUCACCGGGAGAAAAAUCACUCCGCACACAGAGAGAUAUGGGAUAAUGUCUCAUCUGAUUUUUCUGCCAGCAUAAAAAAAGGGGAGCUAUGGAAAAGGGGUGGUGCAUCUGAGCUAGAGAUCCUAUUACAGAGAUCCAGACUUUUUUCAUGGCAAGUUUUUUGGAAGUGGGGGGAGGGCGAAUCUACAACUUUCUCGGCCUGAUGUCUUUUUCAUACCCAGCCUUAAAUGCUUCAAAUGAAUACUUUAUAUGGUUUUAAGUUGAUGAUGCGUUUUUUCUAGAGUUGAAGGCAGUUUUCGGAGCUGUUGGAAUUUGGAUAAUGAAGGAAUUCAGGAGGAUCCAGCAAGGAUCGGACGAGAAGAGCAGCGUAAAAAAGUUUGGGAGGACUGCGAGAAAACUUUGAAGCGCCCCGCAGAUUUCCAUUCACCAUGCCGCGUUUGGAAACGUAUUCGAAAUCUAAUGAAGAAAACUUCAUUUUUGGGUGUCUUGGGAAACAGAAUAACUGAAGCACUAGAAUCCAAAGUAAUCUCAGUUUUGCAUAGUUGAAUCUCUCUCCCAAGAUGUCUUCCCAGAGUUGGAGCACCAUUGUUGGAUUUUACGGGAUGCUUUGCGUCUGGGCUGCCUGGCUUUCGGACACCGGGGCAGUGUUGUCUCCAAACGGGACGAUAUUUGAGGAUAACUGCAAGAAAGCCACAACUUGUGAGGCACUUAAAUACAACACAUGUCUGGGAUCGCCUUUACCGUACACACAUACUUCUCUGAUCCUGGCGGAGGACUCCAGCACCCAAGAAGAGGCUUUUGAGAAGUUGACCAUGUGGUCUGGUUUGCGGAACGCUCCUCGCUGUUGGUCAGUCAUCCAGCCUUUGCUCUGUGCCGUCUACAUGCCCAAAUGUGAGAACGGCCGAGUUGAGCUGCCCAGCCAGAGCCUGUGUUUGGCUACACGCCGGCCAUGCAGCAUCGUGGACCAAGAGAGAGGCUGGCCCACCUUCCUUAAAUGUGACAAGUUCCCUGUGGGCUGUUCGAACGAGGUGCAGAAGCUGAAGUUCAACACAUCAGGUCAGUGUGAAGCUCCCCUGGUGAAGACAGACAUUCAGUCGAGUUGGUACAAGGACGUGGAGGGCUGCGGUAUCCAGUGUGACAACCCCCUGUUCACCGAGGAGGAGCACAAUGACAUGCACGCCUACAUCGCUUACUUUGGCACCAUCACCCUCCUCUGCACCUUCUUCACCCUGGCCACCUUUCUUGCCGACUGGAAGAACUCCAACCGCUACCCAGCUGUCAUCCUCUUCUACAUCAACGCCUGUUUCUUCGUGGGCAGUAUCGGCUGGCUGGCCCAGUUCCUGGAUGGAGCACGCGACGAGAUUGUGUGCAAGAGCGAUAACACCAUGCGACUUGGGGAACCCUCGUCUUCAGAGACGCUGUCAUGUGUCACCAUCUUCAUCAUCGUGUACUACUCCCUGAUGUCGGGUGUGAUUUGGUUCGUCAUGCUGACCUAUGCCUGGCACACAUCCUUCAAAGCCCUGGGCACCACCCACCAGCCGCUGUCUGGCAGAACCUCCUACUUCCACAUGGUCACCUGGUCUGUCCCCUUCAUCCUCACUGUGGCCAUCCUGGCUAUCGCUGAGGUGGAUGGAGACUCAGUCAGUGGGAUCUGUUUUGUGGGCUACAAAAACUACAGAUACCGUGCUGGGUUUGUGCUGGCUCCCAUUGGAGUGGUGCUUGUUGUCGGCGGCUACUUCCUCAUUCGGGGUGUCAUGACUUUGUUUUCCAUUAAGAGUAACCACCCAGGACUACUGAGUGAGAAAGCGGCCAGCAAAAUCAACGAGACCAUGCUGAGACUCGGUAUAUUUGGUUUCCUCGCAUUUGGCUUUGUUUUAAUCACCUUCGGCUGUCACUUCUACGACUUCUUCAACCAGGCUGAAUGGGAGAGGAGCUUCAGAGAAUACGUGCUGUGUGAAGCCAACGUGACAAUCGCCUCUCAGACCAACAAGCCAAUCCCAGAAUGCACCAUUAAGAACCGGCCUAGCCUGAUGGUGGAGAAAAUCAACCUGUUCUCCAUGUUCGGGACGGGAAUCGCUAUGAGUACCUGGGUCUGGACCAAGGCCACCAUCCUCAUCUGGAAACGGACCUGGUGCAAGAUUAUUGGCCGUAGUGACAAUGAACCCAAGAGGAUCAAGAAGAGCAAGAUGAUUGCCAAGGCAUUUGCGAUGAGGAAGGAGCUUCACAAGGACCCAGAAAAGGAACUGUCCUUCAGCAUGCACACCGUGUCCCAUGAUGGACCAGUGGCUGGAAUAAAUUUUGACCUCAAUGAGCCAUCAAAUGACAUGUCAUCAGCAUGGGCGCAGCACGUGACUAAGAUGGUGGCCAGGCGAGGUGCCAUCCUACCUCAGGACAUCUCUGUUACUCCUACUGGUACACCAGUGCCACCUCCAGAGGAGAGGAACAGGCUGUGGAUGGUGGAGGCUGAGAUUUCACCAGAGAUGAUAAAGAGGAAAAAGAAGAAGAAGAAGAGGAAGAAGGAGGUGCGUCCAGUGGAAGAAGUUGUAGACCACCAGGCUUAUCGCCAACGUGAAUUUGGUCGCAGUUCAGUGCCUCGCCUGCCCAAACUGCCAUGCCACCCCAGUCUGGUCGCUAAUCUGCGGGAACAGCAGAGGCAACAGCAGAAGCUGGAGGAAGAAGUACUGCCAGGAUCCUACCCAGACUUCCAACCCUCCCACCCCCUGUCCUGUGAGGAGAGGUGUCCCUACCCGCAAUACCAGAGCAGUUGGAACAGCUAUGGCCGCAGCAUGCUCUCUAACCCUCUAACCCUCAACAAUCGCCCAGAGGAUCUGGGUCUGGGCCCACGCUGCCUCCCCUCAGCGUCCACCUGGCAGCCCAGUGGAUAUUCCCGCUACCCUGGAGAGAUGGAUCUCACCGACGGGCUGUCAGAGAGGUUGGCCCACGUGGCUCGGGUACCGGCAGGCCGAAGGGCAGGUUAUGGGCCCAUUCACUCCCGGACCAAUUUAAUGGAGGCGGAGCUGAUGGAUGCUGACUCUGACUUCUAAGAGCAUAGCUCCAAUAUACUGCUUUGUGGUACACAGACAGUAAGCUAUAAAAAGUGCUGGAUACUUUCAAAGUUCUUACUAAAGUGCACCUAAUUCCCAAUGCCCAGAGGUCAAGAUGGAACUAAGCUCAGUUUUUUUUGUGUGUGUGUGUGUAUUUUGUUUUGUUUUGUUUUGUUUUUUUAGAAAAAGCAAAGGGAUAAAGUGAAAAAAAUAUGUUGUGAAUAAGUUAAUGAAAAAAUAUUUUUUAUACUUUAUUUGUGUCCAAUACAAUUUCAGAGGCAACUCCGUGAUGACAAGACAAUUGAGGCAGCUAAACUUUAUAUGGCUUGAAACCGAUAUCUUUAUUCUGAAACGCCCAUGCAUUCAUCAGCUAGUAUCAGCUGAGCCCUGUUUGUGAUAACAUUAAACUCUGAACGUGGCAGGAUAAGUCAAGGUGUCAAGGAUGAAUUGCUAAUUGAAACAGUCAACUUGUUAUUGGAAUGACCAGUAAGGACAUUUGAAGAUGUAGGCAGUCGAUAAAACUUUUGAAAAACAGUUAUAUUCUUAAUCUUUGACUGACCACUUGCGUCAUAAUUAUUUGAACUUUCCCAGGGCAGUAAAACCUGACUCUUACAGAAGACCAUACAGGUAAAAAAACAAAUGCUACGGGCUACUUGCAAAUACUGUUUAACCCAGGUCCUCUUUUGUGUUAUAUUUUAAUGUUCUUAAGACUCAAUUUCUCUCUUCCCACUACUACUUAGCCAUUAAUUACUUGUGUUUAUAUAUAGUGAACUUGAGGUACUAACUUAAGUGGCAGGACUUUGAGAGGUUUCUUUAAGAAUUUGUGAUACACACUGGGACUUAAACAGAAGCCAGGAAGAAAUUAAAUUUUCAUUUGUAUAAGACAAUUCAUUUUUCAUUUCAGUUUUGUUUUAAGUUGAACACACCAGUCUCACAGCUUCACAUAACCCGAAUUAUUAUCUUGCGUCCUUACUUUCCUUCAUUUUAUUGACAUUACCUUGCAAAGUAAUAGUGACAUGAUUUUGUUAGAGAGUAAACACCUGGCUGAAAAGCAGUGUUUUUCUGCCCUCUCUGGUUGAAAGUUUCAAGCCAGUUUCCCACACCCAGCAUUACUGAUAGGUGUGGUUGGGUGUGGUACCUGUAACCACACCCAACAGUGAUGUCACCGGGUCUUGAAGUACACCUGUACAUCACUGCAGAAAGGUGAAAAGUUAAACUACUGGAGGUCAGCAAAGACAAGAUGUUCAGGCUAAAAUACAUGCUAAUUAUUUGUAUGGUGCAAUAAACCAACAGUUAGCUUAGUUCUGCUUGUAGAAAAAGACUGAAAUGAAUGGACCAUCGGUUAUCCUUGUGUAUUUCAGAACAGCUUUUCUCCUUUUACAAUUAUUGUUAAUUCUCAGUGUUAUUUUUUUACAGCAGUAUUUCUAAUUUUGUUAAUCUGUUGUACAUGUUCAAUCUAAACUGGGCUUCAUGUAUGUUUCCUCUUCUCUUCAGUAAAGUUGAGAAUCUUUUGUAUGAUGUGUUUUAGACUGCAGUGGGCUCAGAAGUCACUUUUUACCAUGAGUCUCUUUCCUAAAUGCUUCUAUUUUUCACUCUCUCUCUUUCUAAAUGUGUGUACUGUAUAUAGGUUGUUCAUAGAUUUCUCAAUAAGGGUAUUUGUACAGAUUUAUAUAUCAAAUCACUUGUUUUACUCUGCUGAUAUAAAUAAAAAGGGAAGAGUCAACUAUGCUAUAAAAUGUUGUCACUGUACUUGUGCUGUAACCAAAAUUCCACCUAGUAUUGUCAUUUUACACUCAAUAUGGAUAAAUGAUGCUGAAGUAGACUGUGAUAGACCGCUUCUUAGCCGAUGCAAAUUAGUUUGUUUAAUGUAAGUGUCUAGUUAUUCAUGUGAGCUGUGUAUGAUAGAGAAUUAUUUAUGUUAUUAGUAGUUACCACACUGCUAUGAAUUCAACAAUAUAGUGAGUUUGGCAACAAAAGUAAAGCAUAGCUGAUAUACACCCAAAACAUUGUUCAAAGAUUGUUAAGAUAUUAAAUGAAGAUUACCUUGGAAAUUAUGUUUUACUCUUUAUGCCUUGAAAAGUAAUACAUUCUGUUUUUGUAAGCUGUCUAAAAGAUGUAGGCCUACCAGCAGGACGUGUGUUGCUUUCUGUGUUUAAUCUCCUAACUGUGUAAAAAAAAAGUUUACUGUCACUUUGACUGUGCAGCUGUACUUCUUUCUUUGUUCUUUUUAUAUGUAAAUAAAAGUAACCCUACACUUUUC